Messenger RNA from Stylophora pistillata, 2533 nucleotides. RefSeq names its product kelch-like protein 12. Lineage: Eukaryota; Metazoa; Cnidaria; Anthozoa; Scleractinia; Pocilloporidae. The record is from RefSeq and is a predicted model, not a curated record.
CUGACGUUGAUAUUAAUCCACGGUCACGCAAUCACGCGAUCGCCGGAACCUCAAAGACGUCAGUAACAUUGCUUCUCGCUGGUUUUGAACAGUGGUUAAAAUCUCUUUUCGAUUAGAAAAAUGGUUGCCCACGCUGAUAUCCUUCUAUCGAAGUGUGCUCAGUUUCGAAACGAUAGUCAAUUCAUCGACGUUCGAUUAAAAGUUGGUGAAGAUAUUUUUCCAGCUCAUCGCAUCGUGCUGGCUGCGAAUAGCGAUUAUUUCUACGCCAUGUUUACAGAUGGAAUGAAGGAGUCCAACCAGGAAAUGAUCGAGCUCAAAGAUGAAAGCAUCUCACCAGAUGUUUUAAAGAUCAUACUGGAUUCGAUCUACACUGGAGAUCUUCUUGUAAACGAGGACAACGUGUCCAAGGUUCUCGCUGCCGCAGAUCAUCUUCAAGUUGCAAGUGCUGUCCAUCAGUGUUGUAAUUUCUUGCUGACCGAAUUUGUCAAGCUUCGUUUCGACUUUGAAACUUAUUGUCGCAUCUGGGAAAUUGCGUUGAGCUAUAAACUGAAAGAUCUGCAAGACGCCGCAGAAUGUAACGUAGCUAAGAUGUAUGCGGAUGUCUGUGAUAGCGAAGAAUUUCUGACGCACAUCGGUGGAAAUCAGUUAGUCAGCCUUCUUAGCCGAGAGGAACUCACUGCACCUUCUGAGACGUUUGUCUUUAAAUCUGUGAUGCAAUGGAUUAACUUCAAGAAGGAAGAGAGAAUGGCAGUCGCAGGCAAAGUUAUCGGGGCUGUUCGUCUGGGGCUGGUUGAUAUUGGAGUUGUGAUUGAUGACCUCAACACAGAGGAGAUGCAACAAAUUCCUGAAAUUUACAAGCAGGUUUACGAAGCAUCAAUUUAUAAACACAGGCCAACCUAUAAACCCAAGUCUUCAGUGGAGCAAACAAAGCCACGAUUAAAGAACCCAGUUCUUGUAGCUGUUCUUCCUGAGAAAAUGAUGCAAUACUUCGAUGUUGAGGCCAAGACUUGGAAAACGUUACCGGUUUUCUCAGCGCAAAUUGCGGCAACUCAUUGUUUCUGUGCAGUGUCUGUUGGCGAUAAGUUGAUGGUUGCUGCGCGGGACUCCUUAGGUAACUGCAUUUACCGUUAUGGUACAGUAGAAAAUGCGUGGGAGAGACUCCCGUAUUCAGGUGGUGGCAUCAGUGAUCUGUGUGUUACAGAUGAGUUUAUGUAUGCAGUAAGUGCAAGCUUCGAUCCAUAUCCCCAAAGGUACAAUUUUGCUGAACGGCGUUGGCAACCAUUUGCUAGCAUGGAAACUGUCAAUAAUUUUAACUUAAGUGGCGCAGUAGUAUUGAGCUCAAAGGUGUAUGUUCUGGGGAGAAGGGAAACGGCGAUAAACUUUUCCAGUUUGUUUGGCGUUCCAUCGAUAAAACAGGCCGAGUUACACUGUUUUGACCCUCAAAAGAAUGAGUGGGAAGUAAAAGCAACAACAUCCUCCCCUCACCUUGGAUCCAUCCUUAUAGUCGUGAAAAACAAACUCUACGUUGCUGGGGGCAAAGGUAUUGCUUUUGAUAGACGGAAUGUUGAAUUUGACAUCCCUUCACCCGUUGAAAUGUAUAAUGAGGAAACCAACAGUUGGACUGUUGUUGAACAAAAAAAUAUUCCCGCCAACAAUCUCGGUGCAGUGGAAAUAGAAGGGAGGGUGUAUUUUAUUAUCAAUAAAUUUCCAAUUGACAGUGGAAUUAGAAUUGCACACGGGUCCCUGAAUUCUACUGUUCUGAAGGAGUGGGAGAAUUUGGGAAAAAUUGAUCAAAAUGCAGCCCUUGGUUAUACAACAAUAAAGAGGUAAAGAAGAGAGAGAUAAACGAGUUGAGGGUGGCUCUUUGUCUGAUUUCUCCUAGUUACUCGCAAUGCAAACUGGCUGAUGUUAUUUCUCGUAUAUAUUCAUUCCUUCAUCCGUGUUUUAGCGCACUUUUGAAAGGCAAAAUGGAUGACCGUGUAAAAACAUACCGUAUGUGAGAAGAGAAUUUAAAAUUAUGAUGCUAAACAUCCGUGUUGUAAGUCACUUUUAAUAAGGACCGCAGUGCAUUGCGUGUUUGUUAGGAGAAGACGGCGUCAAACCAAGAAAAUAGUCUCUCGUUGAUAAAGUUGUCUGUUAAGCAAAGAAGUGGCAGAUCAUAUGUGGAGAAAGAGGCAAAUUAUAAUGUGUUCGUUUUUCCUUAAAUAAAUAUGUUCAGGAUUAGGUAAAAGUAAUCUGUAUUAUGACUUGCGGAUGAAAAUAAGUAACAAAAUGCAGGUGUUCUGCAAUCAAAGAAAUUGCAGAAGUCAAGCUUAAAACACCUCAAACUUCGGCAAGCUUCGAACCCGUGUCUCGCUCCCCGCGUUUGCCUGAUAAUGAAUCAAAAUUGUGAGAACGUUUUUUAUGUUUAACUAUUCAGAAAGUUAAAGCGUCAAAUAUGGCAAACUUAGUCUUCAGUUAAUUCUCUAACCGCAGAACAUCUUUGAAUUAUAACAUAACCAAAGUAAAGCGCGCGCUCUGAUUGGUCAAUUUA